Messenger RNA from Dermochelys coriacea (leatherback sea turtle), 1279 nucleotides. RefSeq names its product capping actin protein, gelsolin like (gene CAPG). NCBI's taxonomy places the organism in Eukaryota, Metazoa, Chordata, Testudines, Dermochelyidae. Gene Ontology annotation, biological process: barbed-end actin filament capping; actin filament severing; actin polymerization or depolymerization. The coding region runs from base 118 to 1167 and encodes 349 amino acids. The transcript has 10 exons. Gene Ontology annotation, cellular component: actin cytoskeleton; cytoplasm. Gene Ontology annotation, molecular function: actin filament binding; phosphatidylinositol-4,5-bisphosphate binding. The record is from RefSeq and is a predicted model, not a curated record.
GGGCUGGAGAGGAACAGGGUGUGGGCGAGGGAUGGCCCCUCCCAGGAAAUCUGAUUUUAAACUCUACAGCGAAAGGUUUUGCCGUAGAGGCUGACGACUCGCCCGGGCCCUGACACUAUGUACACGGCGAUCCCCAAAAGCGGCUCCCCCUUCGAUGCCUCGGUGAACCAGCCAGGCCUGCACAUCUGGCGGGUGGAGAAGAUGAAGCCGGUGCCGGUGCCGGCAGAGUCCAAGGGCAUCUUCUACUCGGGGGACUCCUACCUGGUCCUGCACAACGGGCCGGAGGAGCAAGCCAACCUGCACAUCUGGAUCGGCCAGAGCUCCUCGCGGGAUGAGCAGGGUGCCUGCGCUGUGCUCUCCACCCACCUCAACACCCUGCUGGGCGAGCGGCCCGUCCAGCACCGCGAGGUGCAGGGCAACGAGUCCGACGUCUUCAUGGAGUACUUCCCCCACGGCAUCAAGUACCAGGAGGGCGGGGUGGAGUCCGCCUUUCACAAAACCCAGUCCAGCCAGGGCUCUGGGCCCAUCCGCAAACUCUACCAAGUGAAGGGCAAGAAAAACAUCCGGGCCACCGAGCGGGAGCUGAGCUGGGCCAGCUACAACACCGGGGACUGCUUCAUCCUGGACCUGGGCGACACUAUCUACAUGUGGUGCGGUGAGACAUCCAACAUCCUGGAGCGCAACAAGGCCCGGGACCUGGCGCUGGCCAUCCGGGACAGCGAGCGGCAGGGCAAGGCCCAGGUGGAAAUUGUGUCCGACGGGGAGGAGCCGCCCGAGAUGAUCCAGGUGCUGGGUCCCAAGCCCGCUCUGAGGCAGGGCAGUCCCGAGGAGGACGCCACGGCGGAUCAGAAGAACGCAGGGGCGGCUGCUCUCUAUAAGGUGUCGGACGCAACGGGGAAGAUGAACCUAACCAAGGUGUCCGGGAGCAGCCCCUUCAGCCAGGGCCUGCUCUGCACCGACGACUGCUUCGUCCUGGACAACGGCCAGUGCGGCAAGAUCUACGUGUGGAAAGGUCGCAAAGCCAACCAGCAGGAACGGGAGGCAGCCCUGAAAACGGCUGAGGAUUUCAUCUCCUGUAUGAAGUACUCCCCGAAGACUCAGGUGGAGAUCCUGCCCCAGGGCCGUGAGAGUCCCCUCUUCAAGCAGUUCUUUGCAAGCUGGAAGUGAACCCAGAGCCUGCCCCAAGGCCACCGGAUGCUGCUUCAUCUAUGAGCCUGCCCUCCGCUCUGUAGCCACCGAGCAUCUCAUUAAAGGACCCGCACGGGGCCCCAUCUGCCUC